AUGUCGUUCAGCAGUGGCCAGGCGUCGAGCUCCAUAGACUUUUCGUCGGAGGCAUUCUCACGGGAAGGGUUUCAGCAGCCGCAGCAGAGACCACAUGCGAUGCACCAGCAUUCAUCUUUCACACAGCAGCAGCAGCAGCAGCCCCCGGCACAGAUGCAGCAGCACGGACGGUCACCGGUGCGCUCGGCCUCACAAGACGGCGACGGUAGCAGUCGGCCGCUAGUCGCCGGCAGCAGGUCCCCCCAAGGAUCUGUUGCGCCCGGCCCGCGCCCCGCUGCUGUGCGUGUGCCCGCAAUGCGCGGAGCAGCGGGUGGCGCGAGGGGGAGCUCCGCCGCAGCUUCCGCGAUUUCCUAUGGCGGCGGUAAAGUCGCGGACGAGGAGGAGGAGGAGGAGGAGGGCGAGGACGAAUACGAGGAGGAAGAGAGUCCGCAGCGGGUGGGGCGGCAGGAUUCGGUCCGAAGCUCCAUAUCUGACACCAGCGCCGACCGCGGGGGGUUGAUGGGCGGAAGGGGCGGGCUACGACCGCAGCGGAUGAAAAACGGGCCAGACGGGGGGAGCGCGUCAUUGCGCAUGCCCCCGCGGCCCCCCGGCGCGAACCCCGCGCCGUAUGCGGGGCCGAACCCCCCCGUCGACAGCCCGAUGGCCCGCCAGCAACACCGGCGAGGCGCGUCGUUCGACUCGCGCGUGGUUACGGAGUCGUUGAGUGGCCCGCCCGCAUUUCCCUCCCCCCCCUCCUCCUCCUCGUCAGGCGCGGUGACGUCAGGGGGUUCUGCUUCCGCGCAUGUGCUUUCGCAGUCGCGCUCGGCGAAUCUGUCCCGCACGCCGGUCUCCGGUGGUGCGCCGACCAGGGAUCCGCGCGCCUCAGCAGGAAGCAGCGGCCUUGCGGGGAACGCGGGACGCGCCGGCGGUGGCGAUGGUAACGUCGCGGUUAGCAGCGGUGCUAAUAGUGCUGGAAGCGGUGCUGCUUUUAACGCAAUUACGGGAGGCGGAGGCGGCACGAGGGGUCCGACGGGGUCGCAGGCUGGGUCGCAGGCUAGGUCGCAUUUGUCACAGGCAGGGUCGCAAGCUGGGUCGCGGCCGUGGCACCGCCGGUCGCUGUCGACGCCCGUAGAAGAUUUCGCGCCGCAAGUCGCCUCCCCCACCGCCAGGCCGUUGCCGUUUGGCAGAGGGGGAGCAGGGAGGGCAGGGGGGUCCGAGGGGGCAGGGGGGUUGGGGGGGUUAGGGGGGGUCGGGCGAGUAGGGGGAGGACCAGGAGCAGCGAUAUCCGCUCGCUCUCCGCCCCAGGCUCCAAGUUCCGGUAUGGGCGUGAGCAUGGGCAUGGGCAGCGGCAGAUUAGAUGCGCGGGUAGCAGCAGGAGCAAGGGGGGAAGCUCGCGGCAACAGCAACGCCAGCUUCAGCGGCAGUGGCGAUGAAGAGGACGAGGACGAGGACGAUGAUAGCAAUGAGCCGGUGGCAGUUCCAGCGAGGGCUGUGGGAAGGACCUCAGGCGCGACCGGGACUGGUCGAGGUGCUGCCGCUGCCCCUGCUGCCUCUGCCGCUGCCCCAGCAGCGCGCGGAAGAGGGCGGGGCAGAGGCGUGGAGGGGAGAGGAGAGAUGGCGUUCCGGGGCGGGCGCGCGAGAAUGGGCGGAAUGGGGGGGAUGGGGGGACGGGGGCGGGGGCGCGCGCACCACCGCACGUUUUCGGAGUCUCAGAUGGGGUUUUUGCACACCACUGAUUUCAGCUCCAUGCAGGAUGACGCGGAAGGUGGGCAGGCGGAGUGGGGUUCCGCCUCUGGCGCGCAGGGCGGUGGGGGAAUGCCAGGGGGGAUGGGCGGAGGCAGGGGCGCGGCAGGGGGGAGAGUGCUCGGGGGAGCAGCGGGGAAAUCGCGGUUUUUAAGCGUGCAGGAGACGAGACGAGGGGAGAGUGCGCUUAGCAGGUUGGGAGGGGGCAUUGGAGGGAGCGUGAGGGAAGUGCGUGACUAUAAUGAAGGGUCGGAAUGGAUGGGCGGGGAGUUGAGACGGCCUGCUGUGGCGCCAGUGCAAGGGAGUGGGGUGCGGAACGGCGAGGGGCGCGGGGGCAGGGCGGAGGAGUAUGAAAUAGAGGGCGGCGGCAGCGGUCGUGGUAGGGCCAUGGGCGGGCGGCACAGGCGAACGAGCUCGGAGUCGCAGGCAGCAGCAGCGUUCUACAGCGCACCAGGAGAUGACUUCUUCUGGAGCGGUGGGGGUGACACUGGUGCGUCCCCUGUGAGGCAGGGCGGGCAGCGGGCACUGGGGAAGCCGGGGCAGGGGCAAGGGCAGCAACGGCAGGAGGGCGUGGGGACAGGAAGGAGUUUGCAGAGAGUUGGGGGAGAGGGAGGGAGGGGCGGAGUUGACGUGGGGAGGGGGAGGAUGCAGGGUGCAGGUGGGCGUGGUGGCGCUGCUGGCGCUGGUUCCAGUGGGAGGGGUGCGGUUGGGCCAGGUGGGAGAGGGCAGGGGGGGGUGGGGAGAGGUGCAGGGGGUGUUGGCAGGGGUGGUGGCAGCUCUGUUAGAGCCCAGCAGCAGCAGCGACAGCAGCAGGGGCAGCCGGAGCAAGAGCAAGAGCAGGGGCAGUGGGGGGAGCAGGCAGAGGAGUGUGAGCCGCCGGAGCUGCAGAGGGAGCUGACGUUCCGAGUGAACCUGGAGGAGCCGGUGGUUGAGAAAGAACCCGCGCUGGAGCGCGAACUCACCUUCCGCAUGGGCGCCAGUUGA
This is a messenger RNA of Closterium sp. NIES-65, 2706 nucleotides long. NCBI's taxonomy places the organism in Eukaryota, Viridiplantae, Streptophyta, Zygnematophyceae, Desmidiales, Closteriaceae. The record is from the annotation of a GenBank genome assembly.